Pipistrellus kuhlii (Kuhl's pipistrelle) is the source of this 1762-nucleotide messenger RNA. RefSeq names its product GPALPP motifs containing 1 (gene GPALPP1). The coding region runs from base 111 to 1151 and encodes 346 amino acids. The record is from RefSeq and is a predicted model, not a curated record. The transcript is spliced from 9 exons. NCBI's taxonomy places the organism in Eukaryota, Metazoa, Chordata, Mammalia, Chiroptera, Vespertilionidae.
CCAGCGCCGGGAAAACUUCCUGCAUUUGCCAAGGACUGCUGGCUGGUUAGCAGGAAGGCUACACGCUGUGUAUUUAGACUUGCGGGCGUGAUCUGUACCGGCCUCCGCGCAUGGCGAGGGAUCUAAUCGGACCAGCGCUUCCGCCCGGCUUCAAGGCUCCCGGGGCAGCGGGGGACGAGGAGCGGGACCCCAGCCCUGUUGCAGGACCAGCUCUGCCCCCUAAUUAUAAAAGCAGUAGUUCAGAGUCAUCAGACAGCGAUGAGGACAGUAAUUCUGAAGGAAACCAAGAAUCUGAAGAAGAUGACACUGGUCCACCUGCAAGGAAACAGAGGAUAAAUCAAGAUGAUGAUGAUGAUGAUGAUGAUGAAGGAUUUUUUGGACCAGCCCUUCCUCCUGGAUUUAAAAAGCAGGAUGAUUCUCCUCCAAGGCCCAUAAUAGGUCCUGCAUUACCACCUGGUUUUAUUAAAUCUGCACAGAAAAGUGACAAAGGCAGAGAUGAUCCAGGGCACCAAGUACCAUCAUAUUUCAACUCUAAGGAAACGGAUAGCAGUGAAGAUGAGGACAUUGUUGGACCAAUGCCUGCAAAAGGACCACUUAACUAUAGUGUAACAGCAGAGUUUGAUAAAAGAGCCCAGAGAAUGAAAGAAAAACUGACCAAAGGAGAUGAUGAUGCAUCUAAACCAAUUACAAGGGAGUCUUGGAUGACUGAGCUUCCUCCGGAAUUGAAAGACUUUGGUCUUGGGCCCAGAACUUUUAAGAGAAGAACCGAUGUCAAAUCUGGAGAUCGAUCAGUGUGGACAGAUACUCCAGCUGACAGAGAAAGGAAAGCCAAGGAGACAAAAGAAGCGAAGAAGUCAUUCAAUAAGAAGGAUGAAGAACAUAUAUUGUCAGGAAGGGAAAAGAGAUUGGCUGAGCAGGUGUCUUCAUACAAUGAAUCAAAAAGAUCAGAAUCUCUUAUGGACAUUCAUCAAAAAAAACUAAAAAAUAAGGCUGCUGAAGAUAAAAAUAAGCCCCAAGAAAGAAUACCAUUUGACCGUGAUAAGGAUCUCAAGGUGCAUCGGUUUGAUGAAGCUCAGAAAAAAGCCCUAAUAAGAAAAUCUAGAGAACUAAACACCAGAUUUUCACAUGGCAAAGGCAGUAUGUUUUUAUAAGGGGAUUUCCCUGUACAAUGAAGAAAAGUUGAAGAAUACCUUUUUAUUGUCUGUCCACCUUUAUUCUUUCAUUUUAGGUUUCUUAAGUUUAGAGAUUACUUUAAAAACCAUACAAACUCACCUUGUUCUGUGCAUCCUUUAGAGUCUAGAGGAAACAUAAAAUUGGUGUUUCUUAUGUAGAAUAUAAUUUUAUGUGUCUUUGGCUUCUGAGAAAGUGUGGGCUUCAAUUAAUUAUUCUGGGGAUUCCCCCGCCAUGUCCUAAUUUUUAUGAUGGCUCACUGCCUCUCCUCCCCUCCCCAUUCCUUCCCUCCCCUUCCCUCUUCUCUCCUCUCCCUCUCCUCUCCCCUCCCUCUCCCUCUCCCCCCUCCUCCCUCCCCUCUUUUCUUCUUUUCCUCUUUUCUCUCUCUUUCUAAAAUUAACAAAAUUAAAUUAAAAAGUCAUACCAUUAACCAUGAGCAGUGUAAAGUGUAAAGCUCAGCUCUUUGAUCUCAGCCAAAACUUUGUAAGUCUACAAACUGCUUUGAGAUGAUCUCACUUUAUCCAUUUAUAAAUAAGAUUUUUAUCUAAUUUAUUGGGGACAGAUCUUUUAUAUCAAUCACAAAUAGCCUUUU